Microtus ochrogaster (prairie vole) is the source of this 5388-nucleotide messenger RNA. RefSeq names its product death associated protein kinase 1 (gene Dapk1). NCBI's taxonomy places the organism in Eukaryota, Metazoa, Chordata, Mammalia, Rodentia, Cricetidae. Gene Ontology annotation, molecular function: protein binding; protein serine/threonine kinase activity; ATP binding. Gene Ontology annotation, cellular component: nucleus; cytoplasm. The record is from RefSeq and is a predicted model, not a curated record. Gene Ontology annotation, biological process: protein phosphorylation; intracellular signal transduction; positive regulation of apoptotic process.
AGGAGCCGCGAGCGCCGCGGAGGAAGAGGACGGGGAGGAGGAGAAGAAGGUGGUGGCUGCGUCCCUGAGGGGCCGAGCUGAUCUCGAGGCAAGGGAGCGGAGGCCGUUUGGAGGUGCCCCGGAUCGGGACCCGCCACGGGGCGCAGGGCGCACGGGCCGAGAGCUGCGGGGCCGAGGUCUGCGGCUUGGUGCAUGAGGGGCCCGCAGCGGCGCGGCGGCGGUGGGGAUGGUUCGGGCCGCGGAGCCGGAGUGGCCUGGGUGCUGGUGAGGCGAGACAGUCUAUCAUGACUGUGUUCAGGCAGGAAAACGUGGACGACUACUACGACACCGGCGAGGAACUGGGCAGCGGACAGUUCGCGGUGGUGAAGAAAUGCCGUGAGAAAAGCACUGGUCUUCAGUAUGCGGCCAAGUUCAUCAAGAAAAGGAGGACCAAGUCCAGCCGACGGGGUGUGAGCCGUGAGGACAUCGAACGGGAAGUCAGCAUCCUGAAGGAGAUCCGCCACCCGAACGUCAUCACCCUGCAUGAGGUCUAUGAGAACAAGACCGAUGUCAUUCUGAUCCUGGAGCUUGUUGCAGGGGGUGAGCUGUUUGACUUCUUGGCUGAGAAAGAAUCCCUGACCGAAGAGGAAGCAACGGAAUUUCUCAAGCAGAUUCUCAGUGGUGUCUACUACCUACACUCGCUUCAGAUCGCCCACUUUGACCUGAAGCCGGAAAACAUAAUGCUUCUGGAUAGAAACGUCUCCAAGCCUCGGAUCAAGAUCAUCGACUUCGGCCUGGCCCAUAAAAUCGACUUUGGAAAUGAAUUCAAAAAUAUAUUCGGGACACCAGAGUUCGUGGCUCCAGAGAUUGUCAACUAUGAGCCCCUUGGUCUCGAGGCAGACAUGUGGAGCAUCGGGGUAAUAACCUACAUUCUCCUAAGUGGGGCCUCCCCAUUUCUUGGAGACACCAAGCAAGAAACAUUAGCGAACAUAUCUGCUGUCAACUACGAAUUUGAAGAGGAAUUCUUCCGUAAUACCAGUGCCCUUGCCAAAGAUUUCAUCAGGAGACUGCUGGUCAAGGAUCCAAAGAAAAGGAUGACAAUCCAGGACAGUUUGCAGCACCCCUGGAUUAAGCCUAAAGAUACACAACAAGCUCUUAGUCGAAAAGCCUCAGCAGUAAACAUGGAGAAAUUCAAGAAAUUUGCAGCUCGGAAGAAAUGGAAACAAUCUGUUCGCUUGAUAUCACUGUGCCAAAGAUUGUCCCGGUCAUUUUUGUCCAGAAGUAACAUGAGCGUGGCCAGAAGCGACGAUACUCUGGACGAGGAAGACUCCUUUGUGAUGAAAGCCAUCAUCCAUGCCAUCAAUGAUGACAACGUCCCAGGCUUGCAACACCUUCUGGGCUCGCUGUCCAGCUAUGACGUUAACCAGCCCAACAAGCACGGGACACCUCCGUUACUGAUUGCUGCCGGCUGUGGGAAUAUCCAGAUGCUUCAGUUACUCAUCAAACGAGGCUCAAGGAUCGAUGUCCAGGAUAAGGGAGGAUCCAAUGCCAUCUACUGGGCCUCUCGGCAUGGCCACGUGGAUACUCUGAAAUUUCUCAAUGAGAACAAAUGCCCUUUGGAUGUUAAAGACAAGUCUGGAGAGACAGCCCUUCAUGUGGCAGCCCGAUACGGACACGCGGAUGUGGUGCAGCUUCUCUGCAGCUUCGGUUCUAACCCUGACUUCCAGGACAAGGAAGAAGAAACCCCCCUACACUGCGCUGCCUGGCAUGGCUAUUACUCCGUGGCCAAAGCCCUCUGUGAAGUCGGGUGCAAUGUAAAUAUCAAGAACCGGGAGGGAGAGACCCCGCUGCUGACAGCUUCUGCCAGGGGCUAUCAUGAUAUUGUGGAGUGUCUGGUUGGACAUGGAGCUGACCUGAAUGCCUCUGACAAGGAUGGACACAUUGCCCUUCAUCUUGCGGUGAGGCGCUGUCAGAUGGAGGUCAUCAAGACCCUCCUUGGCCACGGGUGCUUCGUGGAUUUCCAAGACAGGCACGGCAACACGCCCCUGCACGUGGCCUGCAAAGACGGCAGCGCACCUAUCGUGAUGGCCCUCUGCGAAGCCAGCUGCAAUCUGGACAUCUCAAACAAGUAUGGACGUACUCCUCUCCACCUUGCAGCCAACAAUGGGAUCCUGGACGUGGUCCGCUACCUCUGCCUGAUGGGCGCCAACGUGGAGGCUCUGACCUCGGAUGGCAAGACGGCUGAAGACCUUGCCAGGUCGGAACAGCACGAGCAUGUGGCGGGGCUCUUGGCAAGACUACGGAAGGACACACACAGAGGACUCUUCAUCCAGCAGCUCCGACCCACGCAGAAUCUCCAGCCAAGAAUCAAGCUCAAACUGUUCGGCCACUCGGGCUCUGGGAAAUCCACGCUGGUGGAGUCUCUCAAGUGUGGGCUGCUGAGGAGUUUCUUCAGAAGGCGCAGGCCCAGGCUCUCCUCCAUGAACUCCACCCGCUUCCCUCCAUCGCCCCUGGCUGCUAAGCCAACAGUCUCGGUGAGCAUUAACAACCUGUACCCUGGCUGUGAGAACGUGAGCGUGAGGAGCCGCAGCAUGAUGUUUGAGCCGGGCCUCACCAAAGGGAUGCUGGAAGUGUUUGUGGCUCCGUCCCAUCACCUGCACUGCUCGGCCGAUGACCAGUCCACCAAGGCCAUCGACAUCCAGAACGCUUAUUUGAACGGAGUUGGUGAUUUCAGUGUAUGGGAGUUCUCUGGGAACCCCGUGUACUUUUGUUGCUAUGACUACUUCGCUGCCAACGAUCCCACAUCCAUCCAUGUCAUCGUUUUCAGUCUAGAAGAACCCUACGAGAUCCAACUGAACCAAGUGAUUUUCUGGCUCAGUUUCUUGAAGUCUCUGGUCCCAGUUGAAGAACCCAUAGCUUUUGGAGGCAAGCUGAAGAACCCACUCCGUGUUGUCCUGGUGGCCACACAUGCUGACAUCAUGAACAUCCCUCGGCCUGCUGGAGGCGAGUUUGGAUAUGAUAAGGAUAUAUCCUUGCUGAAAGAGAUCAGGAACAGGUUCGGGAAUGACCUCCAUGUCUCAAAUAAGCUGUUUGUGCUGGAUGCGGGUGCGUCUGGGUCUAAGGACAUCAAGGUUCUUCGGAAUCACCUGCAAGAAAUACGGAGUCAGAUUGUCUCAGGCUGCCCUCCCAUGACUCACCUGUGUGAGAAGAUCAUUUCAACGCUGCCCUCCUGGCGGAAACUCAACGGACCAAACCAGCUGAUGUCGCUGCAGCAGUUCGUGUACGACGUGCAGGACCAGCUGAACCCCCUGGCCUCUGAGGAUGACCUCAGGCGCAUCGCGCAGCAGCUGCACAGCACGGGCGAGAUCAACAUCAUGCAGAGUGAGACGGUCCAGGACGUGCUGCUGCUCGACCCUCGGUGGCUCUGUACCAACGUCCUGGGGAAGCUGCUCUCCGUAGAGACCCCGCGGGCCCUACACCAUUACCGGGGCCGUUAUACCACGGAGGACAUCCAACGCCUGGUCCCCGACAGUGAUGUGGAGGAGCUGCUACAGAUACUGGAUGCCAUGGACAUCUGUGCCCGGGACCUGAGUAGUGGGACUAUGGUGGAUGUUCCCGCUCUGAUCAAAACAGACAGCCUGCAGCGCUCCUGGGCGGAUGAGGAGGAUGAGGUGAUGGUGUACGGCGGGGUGCGCAUCGUCCCCGUGGAGCACCUCACUCCCUUCCCCUGUGGCAUCUUCCACAAGGUUCAGGUCAACCUGUGCCGGUGGGUCCACCAGCAGAGUGCCGAGGGUGACGCCGACAUCCGCCUGUGGGUGAGCGGCUGCAGGAUUGCCAACCGCGGCGCCGAGCUGUUGGUGCUGCUGGUCAACCACGGCCAGGGCAUCGAGGUUCAGGUGCGUGGGCUGGAGACGGAGAAGAUCAAGUGCUGCCUCCUGCUGGACUCGGUGUGCAGCACCAUCGAGAACGUCAUGGCCACCACCUUGCCAGGGUUGUUGACAGUAAAGCACUACCUGAGCCCCCAGCAGCUGCGCGAACACCAUGAGCCGGUCAUGGUCUACCAGCCCCGCGACUUCUUCCGCGCUCAGACCCUGAAGGAGAGCUCCCUUACCAACACCAUGGGAGGGUACAAGGAGAGCUUCAGCAGUAUCACCUGCUUCGGGUGUCACGAUGUCUACUCACAGGCCAGUCUCGGCAUGGACAUCCACGCGUCAGACCUGAGUCUGCUGACCCGGAGGAAACUCAGCCGUCUGCUUGACCCACCCGACCCCAUGGGGAAGGACUGGUGCCUUCUGGCCAUGAACCUGGGCCUCCCAGACAUGGUGGCCAAGCACAACAUCAGCACCAGGUCGCCUAGGGAUUUCCUUCCCAGCCCAGCGCAUGCCUUGCUGCAGGAAUGGACCUCCUACCCCGAGAGUACGGUCGGCAUCCUCAUAUCCAAACUCCGGGAGCUGGGGCGCCGAGACGCUGCCGACUUCUUACUGAAGGCCUCCUCCGUGUUCAAGAUCAACCUUGAUGGCAAUGGCCAGGAGGCCUACGCCUCAAGCUGUAACAGUGGCACCUCGUACAAUUCCAUUAGCUCGGUGGUGUCCCGGAGAGGCUCCCAUGCCUGGACCCCACUGUAUGAUUUAUAAACAGACAGUAUGUGAGUGCCUUUUGCAGAAGAGGGUGUGUUGAAAUCGUCUGAGUCAGCCCGGCGCUGUCACCAAGGAAAUGCUACCUCUCUGUCCCUUGCUGUGUGCUGAUCAUCGCCAGAGGUGCUUCACUCUGAGUUGUUGGUUUUGGUUUGGUAUUCUCCCCUCCCCCCCUUUUUUUUUCUAGGGAGGGGGCUCUGUGUUUCAUUUGGCAAGGAAAGAGGAAAAAGGAAUCCUCCCCCAUAGAGUGUUCAUGGCCAGUGUUGCUGUAAGAAGACAUCUUUUAAGUUGCUUUUGUUAAGACAUCCAUGUGAACAUACAUGUACAUGAAACCCACCGACCGUCAUGCCUCGCCGCUCCCUCCCAUCUCCGGUAGAAGGUUGACACGGUGUAGGGUUAUAGAGACCCGUGUUAAGAAUUCCGAAGACCCCAGCUCAUAAUCUGUGGCAGUCCGUUGUCGUUGGCGCAUAGCAGAUGGGUCCUAUGUUGAGAUCCUGGUAUGAUCACUUCCUGUACUUGAAGUCUGAAAGAGAAAGAAAAGAGAAGAAACAAGAUUUCUUGGGGUGAUUGAGAUUGUGAUCGAAUUCUAAAUCACUAUGAGGGACCAUGUUUUAAUUCUGUCCUGAGAAGCAUGUUACGUUACCUUAUCAUCUGUACAUAUAUAUAUGCACUAUGUAUAUACAUAUAUAUAUUAAUACUGGUAUUUUUACUUAAUCUAUAAGAUGUCGUAAAAGAAUUAAGUUUGUUUUUUUUCCUUUUGUUUUAUAAAUAAACU